GGCCAUUAUGGCCACCCGUACCCGGCACCCGCUACCUCCCCACUGCAGAGCGCCAAGCCAUGAAUGCGAUCCUCAAGCGCCCUCGUCUUAAAUCCUUCCUACCCCCGCCCAGGCCCUUCCCCCGUGACUCCGUCAACCGCACCGCCGCACAUUGCUUGUUGGCUCUCCAGUUCUCCACCACCAUUGCUGACUGACCACAACAACCACCCUCUCCACGGCGCGCCAGUCCGCCAGUAUAUAAACACCCGCGCUAGCUGACGCUGUGCCCAGAGAAAUUAACAGGCGGCGGGGCUCAUAUAUAUCAUCUGUGUUGAUUACUUGAUUGGGCGAGGAGAAAGGAGGAUCGAGGAUGGUGUCGAUGUGCUUUUUGGUGGAGCAGCGGCGGAAGGUGCGGAGCAGCAAGCCGGCGGCGGGGAUCUGCUCGCGGUGCGGCGGGUGCGCGAGCGUGGCGGACAUGGAGACGGCCACACGCCUCUGCUACCUGCUCACCGUGCACCGGGUCACCUGGCGCGCCAUCAUCUGCACCUUCUGCGGGGCCAUGCUCAAGUCGUACCGACACUACCGCCUCCACUACUAGCCGCCCCCCCCCCCCCCCCCCCCAACAAUCUGCGCGCAGGGCGCCGGCCGGCCACCGCGCCCAUGUACGUGGUCUGCGCGUCUCGUUUCUCUGACGUGCGUACGGUACGGCGGAGUACUACGCGCUUGCUUGCUAGUUUUCGUUUGAUUAAUUAGUUGGUUUUCCUGCUCUAUCUUGGAGAUGGAUUUCAUUGCACUGGCAUCUCCUUGUUAUGCACAUACAGUAAUAUGGAAGACGAGAAGUCUUGAUUAAUUUUUACUUACAUAAUUAAGCUUCCAGCUGCAAAUGUUCCGUAUGCAUGCAUAUAUUGCCCUUGCGCCCUUUCAUCUCUUUUCUUUUCACUACGAUUCAUACAGAAGGAGCAUAUGGAUCAUUGAAAUACACAAUUAAUUAAUUGGUAGCUUUCUCUUCGAAUUGCAUGACUGCUAUCAUACAUUUCCACUCCGCAGCAUAUAAAGUGUGAUUGGUUCCUCACACCUUUCAGAAAACCUGUUGUCCACUGUACUGAGAUACUGCUACUAUUUCCGAAAUAAAUAAGGACAGUGUAGGGCAUAUUUGUUUGUGAAUUGGUGAUGUGCUGUUAUUCCUUUUUUUCCCUUCCCGACUUACUUCAUCCGGAGGGGAAAGCAAAAGAAUUUGGAGAUGGAAACCCGUGACAGCCGACCACCAACAAAUGAGCAUUAACUGCAUGUGCAUGUCAUAUGUGACAACGUACGGCACAUGGACGUUGACAGGCCUAAUUAACCAAACAACUCUGCGCCAGCUGGUCUCUGUGUAAGAACAUUAACUACCGCGAUUCCCCAGAGCGCAGCUGAGGUCGCUGAAGCUGUCGAAACGCCAUUCUUUAUUACGGUGCUGGUAAUUAAUGAAGCCAGUGUACCUACGUGCACGGUGCAAGAAAACGCAACCAUGUGUUCAUUCAUGAUCGCAAAGCCGCGAUUCUAAAACAUCGUUAGAAAUACGGAGUAGAAAGCAAGAAAAAAAAUAGCGCGAUAUUUCGCCGGUUUAGCGUUGCUACAUCGAGUUUGAAGAGCCUGCCAUCGGAGGUGGCCAACGUACGAUGGAACUAGUAGCGUGGAGUUACCUAGACUAAAAAUUAGGCGGCAUGAUCGGGCCUGUUUGGAUCCCUACCAAAACUGGCCUUACCAAUAAAUUGGCGUGCCCUUGAUUUUUGGUCACCGUUUGGUUCGCUACCUAUUUUGGCUCGCCCUCCCCACCUCAGGCGCGCCCCUUUCUAUUUCUCGCCAACGCGCGGGCGCGGCGACGGCGAGGAAAUCGUCCGCCAAAAACUUGGCGACCAAAUCGCGCGCAAUUUUCUCGUCGAGGUAUAAGAGCUGAGCGUCAAUCUCCACAGACCAUUUUCCAUCAGCCGCACACCACGAGGAGCAGAAGACGAAGCGGCUUAAGAUCUGUAGCCGUCACCGGCCGGCAGAGUGAAUGAGUGCUGCUCCGGCGGCCGUCAAGCCCGACCUCGACCUGUCUUCCUCCUCCCUCCAACGAUUGGAGCCUAACCCCAAGGAUGCUGGUGGCAAUGGUGGAUCUGCAUAUGCUCUUAAAUUGCUGCAAGUUUAGCCAGGCUAUCUUUUGUUUAUAUCACUAGAAGCACUUUAGGACUAGUGGUAUUCUGGAUACCAUAUCAUGUAUAUUUUGUCUGUAUUGAUCAGACUGGGGAGUAUGACAGGUUAUGAUAUACUGAUCAGAUUUUGUCUA
Molecule: messenger RNA, 2287 nt
Organism: Brachypodium distachyon (stiff brome)
Lineage: Eukaryota; Viridiplantae; Streptophyta; Magnoliopsida; Poales; Poaceae
Exons: 2
Coding region: 350-577 (75 amino acids)
Source: RefSeq, a predicted model, not a curated record